AUGGAAGAGGAAGAAAAUUGCACUUCAGUUACUGAAUUUAUGCUCUUGGGAUUUUCAGAUCAUCCAGAACUUCAUGUUUUCCUCUUCCUGAUAUUUCUAUUGAUCUAUAGUAUCACAGUUUUGGGCAAUCUUGGAAUGAUUAUCCUGAUUAAGAUCAGCCCCCGCCUUCAUACACCCAUGUAUUUUUUUCUCAGCCACUUGUCCUUUGUUGAUCUCUGCUAUUCCACUAUCAUUGUUCCUAAAAUGUUGGUCGAUAUAUCAACAGAAAACAAAGUUAUCUCUUUCCUGAGUUGCAUUAUACAAUUCUUUUUGUUUUGCACAUGUGUGGUCACUGAAGUCAUAUUGCUGGCAGUGAUGGCUUAUGAUCGAUUUGUAGCUAUUUGCAACCCAUUAUUGUACAUGAUUGCUAUGUCCCAGAAGCUUUGUGUCCAGCUGGUGUGUGGUUCAUAUAUUUGUGGUACAGUGUGUUCUCUUAUUCAUACAUGCUUAGCCCUUAAGAUAUCUUCUUACAGAUCUAAUAUCAUCAAUCAUUUCUUCUGUGAUCUACCUCCUCUCUUAUCUCUAUCCUGUUCUGAUGUCUCCAUCAAUGAACUACUGCUUUUCAUAGUGGCCUGUUUCAAUGAGAUCAGCACCAUCAUGAUUAUCCUAACCUCUUACAUAUUUAUCCUCAUCACCAUUCUGAGAAUCCCUUCUUCUGAAGGCCGGCGCAAAGCCUUUUCUACUGGUGCCUCCCACUUCACAGCCAUUGUUGUUUUCCAUGGUACAAUACUUUUUAUUUAUUGCAGACCAGAAUCUGGAAAUACCCUAGAUUCAGAUAAAGUUGCUACUAUAUUUUAUACUGUGGUGAUACCAAUGCUAAAUCCUCUUAUCUACAGUUUAAGGAACAAGGAUGUAAAAGAUGCCUUCAGGAAAGUGAUAGGAUCUGAGAAAUUAUCUCUGUGUCCAAAAUUGGAUGGAAUGAGAGAACAUUAG
Monodelphis domestica (gray short-tailed opossum) is the source of this 972-nucleotide messenger RNA. Its product is annotated as olfactory receptor 5L2-like. The record is from RefSeq and is a predicted model, not a curated record. Gene Ontology annotation, cellular component: membrane. Lineage: Eukaryota; Metazoa; Chordata; Mammalia; Didelphimorphia; Didelphidae. Gene Ontology annotation, biological process: G protein-coupled receptor signaling pathway. Gene Ontology annotation, molecular function: olfactory receptor activity; G protein-coupled receptor activity.